Messenger RNA from Cataglyphis hispanica, 2939 nucleotides. RefSeq names its product aminopeptidase N-like. Gene Ontology annotation, biological process: peptide catabolic process; proteolysis. The record is from RefSeq and is a predicted model, not a curated record. Gene Ontology annotation, cellular component: cytoplasm. The coding region runs from base 52 to 2817 and encodes 921 amino acids. NCBI's taxonomy places the organism in Eukaryota, Metazoa, Arthropoda, Insecta, Hymenoptera, Formicidae. Gene Ontology annotation, molecular function: metalloaminopeptidase activity; zinc ion binding; peptide binding. The transcript has 12 exons.
AUAAUGUGAAACAUCAUCAACAACAUCAACAGUUUUCGAUACUCUCUGGAAAUGGUACCUAAAACUGGCAUGGGAUUUUUAAUACUAUUAUUGAGCAGCGGCUUAUUAUUCGUCAACAUUUAUGUUGUCAAUGCAAACUGGAAAGAAGAUUCCAGCGUUGAAGUUAAUUAUCGUUUGUCGGACUAUGUAAUACCAAUAUUUUAUAAUGUCCGCCUGGCAAUAAGUACCCAAGACGAUAAUGGAAAUAUCUUUAAUUUCUCCGGCAGAAUUAAAACCAAGAUAAAAAUUCUUCAUCCAACGCAAAACAUACGUUUGCAUGCACAUUCCUACGUAAUAAUACGUCAAACUAUGUUGAUAAAAAAAAUCAAUACAAAAACCGUCUACAUACCAAUAAAAUACGAAUAUCAUGACAAAACGAACAUUUUGACCUUUUAUUUCGAUUGUAUAUUAUCAAGAGAAAAUUACAUUUUAGAUAUAAAAUUUGAAAGUAUUUCAAAUAAUGAAGAAGUCUUCUACAAAACAUCUUAUAUAAAUGAAAAAGAAGAUAAAGGAUGGUUGGUUGUAUCACAUUUCAAAGCAAUUGGGGCUCGACGAAUGUUUCCAUGUUGGGAUGAGCCGAAAUUCAGAGCUGUCUUUCGCAUUACAAUAUUUCAUCAUAAGAACUACAUAGCUCAAUCGAAUAUGCCGCUACAAAAGCGACUUGAAACUAAAAAUCACAUGAUAAGGUCGGUUUUCCGUAUUACUCCUGCAAUGCCAACUUAUCUUGUAGCAGUUAUGAUUUCCGAUUACAAUGGCAAUCCGUAUGCAAAUAAAUAUAUAAAAAAAAUCGCCAACAUAUGGUGCAGGCAACUGUCGGGACAGUAUAUGAAAUUUGCACGAAAUGUUGCUAAGGAUAUCAAACAGCAUUUUAACUCUACGUUUGAAUUGAAGAGCUCGAAAAAAAAUUUAAUAGUGAAGCAUAUUGUAAUUCCGGGUUUCCAAGACGAUGGUAUGGAAAAUUGGGGGCUCAUUUUUUAUAGAGAAACAGAUAUUAUGUAUAGUGAAAAAAUAGAUACUCUCGCUCGCAAAAUAGAAGUGGCUUCCUUAGUAGCACGUAAAAUGGCACAUCAAUGGUUUGGUAAUCUGGUCAGCCCAUCUUGGUGGUCUUACCUUUGGCUGAACGAUGGUAUUGCUACGUUGCUCGGAAUAGAUGCUAUUGAUAAGAUUUUGCCAAAUUCUCGGAUAUUGGAUUUGUUCGUAGUCCAAGUUCAACAUGAAUCUCUCCAUUUAGAUACUCAUUUAAUUAUGAAGCCACUUAUAUCACAGAUUAACAGUCCUUCCAAAAUUAAUUCUUUUUCACGUUACAUUAAAGUACCUGCAAUAUUGCGCAUGUUGCAACAUAUACUUACCAUUGAUGUGUUUCAAGAAGGUCUCAAUAUAUAUUUUAAUAAUCAUAUGUUUGAAUCGGCAACUCCCAAUGAUCUUUGGACCGCUAUGCAAACUGCAUUAGAUAAGUCACCAUUUAAAGAAUAUACAUUUAAUGUAUCACGGAAAAUGGCUGCUUGGUUAAAAACAACAUAUUAUCCUGUAGUAAAAGUAGAACAAGAUAAUCCUAAACAUGUGAUAGUAUGGCUAGAAAAAUUUGAUAUAAAGAAUGAGGAUUGGUGGAUACCUGUAACUAUUACUACGCAGACUAAAUCCAAUUUUUCCCAAAAUUUUUUACCUCACGGCCAAUGGAUAAAAUCGCAGAAUCUUAUGUAUUGCGAAUUUUUCUUGCCGUACGAAGAAAACGGUUGGAUAAUAGCCAACUUACAACAAGCUGGAUAUUAUCGCGUUAAUUAUGAUUCUAAAAAUUGGAAUAAAAUUGCGGAUUAUCUGAAGUCUCCAAAAUAUACGGAAAUACAUGUUCUCAAUCGUGCUCAAAUUAUCGAUGAUGCAUUUCAUUUUAUGGUAAAAAAACAACUUCCUCCUAGCAUAUUCUGGAAACUCACAAACUAUCUAUGGAAAGAAAAAGAUUACAUUGCAUGGUAUCCUAUGAUCAAAGCUUUUGAACGCAUAUCGAGUAUUUUUUCGCUUCCGGAAGAAAGAACUGAACGAAUCACGAGAAAAAUAUUGCCCAUGCUGGAUGAUAUUCUUUUGGAUGUAGAAUACGAUGAUCUUCACGAUAGUAAUCAUACGAAAUCUUUAAAGGAGGAGAUCGCCAAAUGGGCAUGUAUUCUCGAUGUUCGCGAAUGUAUACACAUGGCCAAGGAGGCAUUGGUACAACAUCUGAAAUAUCCUAAGCAGCACAAAAUUUUGCCGUGGUGGAAGGAAUGGACAUAUUGUAACGGCUUGAAGAAAGCAAGCGACUCAACUUGGACAGAUAUGUUACAUUUUUGGCAAGAGACACGUGAUGAUAUAAUUUUAAAAUCUUUAACUUGCUCUGACGAAUUUAGAACGAUCCAGGUGUUUCUUACACUGAUAGGAAGGGAAAGUAGUGUUUUAAAUUUACAUCUCAGAGACCGUAUUAAUACUUAUUUUUUUAUUAUUGCAAAGCAUGCAAGAAAGAACGAAGUAUUAGACGAAAUAUUAAAAUCGUUAAAAAAAGUUAAACCAAGGAAAAUCAGUACAGUUGCAGUAUUAACGUAUAUUAUUAAUCAUGUAAAUUCUAAAGAACAUUUCAGCAAGAUAAGUAGAUUCGUGAGUAAAAAUAUGCAACAACUAAAUCCGAGUGUUCAACGCAAAAUAGAAUUACGCCAGUCUGAAAUCAAACAUCAGAUGAAUUAUCUCCGUAGUUUACAAAAAAUGGAGAAAAUCAGGGACCAAUCAAACAACUCAUACAUAAUGUUUUAUAAUUAAUAAAAAAUGAUAAUUGGAACGCUUAUAUAUGUUUUAUUUAAAAUUUAUUUAAUUAUUAAUAUCGUGUUUGUAUAUUAUUUAUAUUUUUAUGUUAUUAGUAAUUAUUAAAUACAACUUGGUAA